Messenger RNA from Musa acuminata AAA Group (dessert banana), 1020 nucleotides. RefSeq lists its product as uncharacterized. NCBI's taxonomy places the organism in Eukaryota, Viridiplantae, Streptophyta, Magnoliopsida, Zingiberales, Musaceae. The coding region runs from base 123 to 509 and encodes 128 amino acids. The record is from RefSeq and is a predicted model, not a curated record. The transcript has 4 exons.
GUUUUAUGCGCCUUGUACCGAAAUAAGCUUGUAGGACUCGUGUAAUAUCUACUAUCGACUCGUAGACGAGACUUAAAUAGCAGCUGUAUGUGCUCUUUGCGGCCCUUUGUUCCGUCGUGGUAAUGCCCCUGCAGCUGACCAAGCUUCAGCACUAUUGCAGAAGCUAUCUUUGGACUCUCCGCCGAAGACCCAUGACGCUGUUGAGGCUACCGCACCGCUUCUCGCCCAACAAGGAUCAAGCAAUCGAGAAUCAUCAAACAUGGAGACCCCCUCAAACCGUUCACCGACACCACUUUGUGUCUGAGUUUGCGGAUCCCAACAUGUUUUACGUAGCCAGCGGUUAUGCAUCCCCAGCUUACUUGUAUGGAGGUUACGAUGGUUCUGUCAAUGAGUGGGAUCUGUACCAAGGAUAUGCAUACACUCCUUAUGGUACUUAUCCUUUUAAUGGAUCAUCAAUUCCGGCCAUGGCACAUGAUGGUCAACUCUAUGGAGCACAGCAGGAUCAGUAACCGGUUCCAUUUUUCCAGCCAAAUGCACCAACUCGUGCAACUCAGACACCAAGGCCACCUACUUGUCGAGGAGAAGUUUCUACCCCUGUUGCUGCUGAUCAGCCUCCAGUUCCGGUGGAUAGAGCCGAGAGAAACACCAAUGGAAUUUCUAACGGUGAUGUAAACGAGAAUGAUGGACGAGGUACUCUGAGGUCGUCGGGUCACCAAAAUCCAUCACUUGUUCUCGAUGCUUCGUAUGGGAAGGGAGGGUUGCUGGGUGGGCUUCAUUCUACUGGUUAUCAAGACCCUCGAUUCGGUCCCGGUCCUGAUGGAUCCAGGCCCUUAUUCUCGAAUGAGCAACACAGACCGCCUACAACUUUCUCUCUUUCGGCCGCAACAACGUGUGAUUCCAAAACUUGUUCGGUGAGAAAUCAGAAUCAACAACACCUCGAUUCUUUGAAAAGUUUGCUGUUUUUAAUGACUGCUUUCCGUUGAUCACCGACGUGUGUGCGCCUAGAAUUUCUUGGGGAUU